CCACACUCACACACUGAUAAGGGCAAUAAUCGUUGCAUACCUAUUCUUAACAGUCUCUCCUCUACGAACUCCGUAAACACAACGAGAAAUACAGACGUGUUCAGAUGGCCACCUCACGAUCACCUCGUCUCACAUUCGUGACACGACUAGCUGUGACCUUUGCUGUGAUUGUCACCUUAGGAGUGACUGGUAAAAGCUUGCCAAAAGAGGUCGCGGCUAUUAAGGGAAACAGGGCUUUCGUCCGUUCGAGUCAUGCGAAAGUUGGAGCUCCCUACGGUGGCUGUCCUGUGGAGAGAGGUUACGUGCUUUAUGACAAUCAUUGUCUGAAGAUGUACCCUGUCAAGCAAGACUACCAGACUGCCAACAUGCGCUGUCAAACUGAUGGAGCUCAUCUCUUUGACUUGAAGUCACGUGUGCAUGAUGUCCCGGCUUUCGCGUAUCUGUUGGACACGAUGGGUAAAGUGCUCCAAGAUAUACCAGCAGGUGUAUGGAUUGGAGCAAAUGACAUUGAAGUGGAGGGACACUUCCUGUGGAGCGACCGCAGCCCUCUGUUUAAAGAGACCGGACUUUGGGGCACCGGCCAGCCGGACAACCGUAACAAUGAGGACUGUGUCCAAGUCUUCUUCUCGAGCGGUAUUGCGUUCAACGACCUUCCCUGCACGUGGAAGCAGGAGUAUAUUUGUCAGGUAGACAUCUAAACAGAGUGAAGGACGAAUAGUGUGCUGUCCACUCUGUACGUUAGUAAUGUUGAGUCAGCUGUUCUCAGUUUUCUUUUGCUCUUACCCUGGCACACGGGGGAGAGCUGUGCAUGCUAAUACUUGACGAAAUAACGAAAUGAAAUAAAAUAUUAAAAUCAUUCAGCA
Molecule: messenger RNA, 863 nt
Organism: Pomacea canaliculata
Lineage: Eukaryota; Metazoa; Mollusca; Gastropoda; Architaenioglossa; Ampullariidae
Product: C-type lectin mannose-binding isoform-like
Exons: 5
Coding region: 105-698 (197 amino acids)
Source: RefSeq, a predicted model, not a curated record